Messenger RNA from Cydia splendana, 1002 nucleotides. RefSeq lists its product as uncharacterized. Lineage: Eukaryota; Metazoa; Arthropoda; Insecta; Lepidoptera; Tortricidae. The record is from RefSeq and is a predicted model, not a curated record. The transcript is spliced from 3 exons. Bases 153 to 890 code for a protein of 245 amino acids.
UACAUUGCCAAUAGGUCGAUAAUGACAUGAUUGUGCCGUUUUAUCAUAUUAUUUAUUUGAUAUUUAUAGUCAUAUGUAGGUAUUUAUGUAAUAAAAUAGUUCAGUCCUAAUCUGGGCUUUGUUUAUUUCAUAUUUUUUUGGUUCUUUGCGAAAUGUACGGAAUGAUCAAAUUAUUGCUCAAAAAGGAGUGUGAUAUUGAAGAUACAGUAUUAAUAGAAAGCCCCUUUGAGGAAGAAACACGUUCGGGGGCUUAUUGUGAUACAGUGAUAUUAGCCAUAACUCCGAAUAAAUUUGUGAUAGCUGCUGAGAAAAACGCCGAACGCAAAAAGGAACGGUUUACAGAAGACGAUCCAAACAUAGAAAAUUUCUCAGUCGUCUCCGUUUAUCCUUUGACUUCCAUACAAAUAACUGUAUUUAAGCGCACACAUAGACAGACGUUGAAGGUGGUUUUCAAUGGAUUGAUUACUAGAUACUUUGAACUGGGAAAGUUUGACAGACGAAAAAUAUUUUGGCAGCUUUGGUGUUGUCAUGUUAAGGAGAUAAGAAGAAAUUCACCGAAAUGGCCCUACGAAAUGACCAAGUCUGCCAUAUUACGGGGCCAGAAUACUCUAAGAUGGACCGACAAAGAUUUAUAUCUGGGAUCAAAAAGGGAAAUUGAAGAUGAGAUUCGGCCAAUCCCAAUCCCAGGGAUAGGCCGCACAGAAGACAAACUAUUUUACUUGAAACCGCAAUAUUUUGGAUGCUGUGACCUUAGCGAGCAUUGCGCACAAUGUAAUGAAGAAAUACAAGCGACGCGUGACUACGAAAACCUUGCGUAUCCCGAUAAUCCAAAUACUAACAUAACAUACACCUCCUUAAUGACAACAGUUGGUAUAAUAGGCCAAUUUUAAAUGGUUCGCAAUCGUUUAAGAGAAAUAAAAGCUACUACUUUAGUGAUGACGAUAAUAUUUACCGCUAUUAAAUUAAAGUUUCGUCGUAACUAUGCGAACGCCUCCAAAAACG